AUGCCACUUCUGAUCGUCCAUGUGCAAGCGAGGCGCCAUUUCCGCUGCAACUCUUUUCAUUCUCAAUUCCUCAGUCAAAAUUCGUUGACAAGCACUCCAGGACACACCAGUCAAAUCAACAAAUUCGUUAAUUGUUCGGCGACGGUCUCCCAACAUCAUUUCAUGAAUUUUCAUGAUGCUUUCAACUCCGAGGCGAAGAGUCUGUGGCCAGAAUUCCUUGUAACCCGCCGUCCGCAUCAUUCUUCUUCCAUUGUUCUACGGGCCCGGCGAGCCGACUCACAACGUCUUCGUGACAAACAGUACGUCAGUUUUCAAGGCGAAGCAGAUCACUCUCGUGUCGCAUUUUCUGCUAUCUAUCACCUCUCACCACCGUUGUCACCGAUUAUAGACAGAAAAUUUGCACCAACAUGGAACCAUUCAAAAAUAUCUUUGGUACUUAAUAAUGUUCUUAUCUAUCUAUCUAUCUAUCUAUCUAUCUAUCUAUCUAUCUAUCUUCUUAAUUUUCUAUCUAUCAAUAUAUCUAUAUAUCUAUCGAUCUAUAUAUCUAUCUAUAUUCUGAAUUUUCUAUCUAUCAAUAUAUCUAUCUAUCUAUCUAUUUUCUAUUUAUCAAUCAAUCUAUCAAUCUAUCUGUCUAUAUUCUUAAUUUUCUAUCUAUCUAUCUAUCUUCUUAAUUUUCUAUCUAUCUUCUAA
Acanthosepion pharaonis is the source of this 690-nucleotide messenger RNA. Lineage: Eukaryota; Metazoa; Mollusca; Cephalopoda; Sepiida; Sepiidae. The record is from the annotation of a GenBank genome assembly.